Molecule: messenger RNA, 4423 nt
Organism: Amphibalanus amphitrite
Lineage: Eukaryota; Metazoa; Arthropoda; Thecostraca; Balanomorpha; Balanidae
Product: exportin-T-like
Exons: 18
Coding region: 228-3149 (973 amino acids)
Biological process (GO): tRNA re-export from nucleus
Cellular component (GO): nuclear pore; cytoplasm; nuclear matrix
Molecular function (GO): tRNA binding; small GTPase binding
Source: RefSeq, a predicted model, not a curated record
UUUGCGUCAUAUUUGUAAUUUAAUAAUUAUUUCAGCCGUGUGGCGAAAUCGGCGAAAUCUGUGGCGAUUGGCGAAAUCACUUUCAAGCAAGGGGGCGCACGUGGUUAAUUUGUUUUAGGAAGGAGGGCGUUGAUAUUAAGUUGUUUUCGGCGGUUGCACUUUUGACAUAUAAACGUCAAGUUCAGUGUAUUUUAUCAAAACACACAACACUCUCAGCCCCAGCGGUGAUGGAGGCAGCCGCGGGGGAGGAGUUCGUACGCCGGCUGCGCGGCCUCAUCGAGCCAGACGCCCAGCUCCAGCGCGAUGGCCUGGCCUACCUGGACAGUCUGAAGGCCUCUGACGCCGGCUGGCGGCUCUGCGUGGACGCGCUGCUCUCACCGUCAUUGGACGCUGAGGAGCACGUGCAGUUUUAUUGUCUCCAGGCGGUGGAACACUUUGUGAAGACCCGCUACCCGGCCGAGGCGGACGUGGCGUCGCCUCUGGUGCGGCACUUUAUCAAUGGAUGGGUGCAGCGGCAGUGUAAGCUGGCCGGCGCGGGCGCCAAGACCUACUUGCGGAACAAGGCGGCGCAGGUGUUCUCCCUGGUGUUCGUCACCGACUUCCCCGACCGGUGGCCGACGUUCCUGCUGGACCUGAUGGCGCUCACCCAGCUGGGGCCGCCGGCUGUGGAUGCGUUCCUCAGGACACUGCUCCAGAUCGACCAGGAGAUCGUGGACCGUGACGUGGUGCACUCGGAGGCCGAGGCGCGGCGCAACACGCGCAUCCGUGACGCCAUGCGUGAGAAGUGCGUGCCACAGCUGGUGGAGGCGUGGCUGGCCACGCUGAACACUUACGCCGGCUCGCAGCCGCAGCUGGCCUGCAUGUGUCUGGAGGCGGUCGGCAAAUACGUCUCCUGGAUAGACAUUGGACUGGUGGCCAACAACAGCUUCGUCUCGGUGCUGGUGACGCUGCUGGGCCUGGUGGACGUCCGCGAGGCGGCCGCAGAGUGCCUGCACGACAUCUGCCACAAGGGCAUGGAGCCGCUCAGCAAGGUGCAGCUGGUCGAGUCGCUGUUUGGCGUGCUCGAGCAGGCGUCAGUGUUCGCGCUGCUCGAUAAUGUUAACGACCAGACGCCGGCCGAAGACGUGGACUACCUCUGUAAGCUUGGUAAGCUGCUGAACGGCAUGGGAACAGAACUGGUGCUUUGCUACCACAAACUGGCCAAGACCGGGCCGGGUGCGACAGUCGCAGUCGAGGCCGCUAUAGCGGCUAAGAUGGGCCGCAUGCUGGCCUUCCUGAACUGCGAGUAUGACGAUCCGUCUCGCAGCGUCAUUGACUUCGCCAGGGAUUAUGUGCAGAUGCUGAAGACCAAGCCGAUGCUGGCCGAGGCGGAGACCGCACACGUCCGGGACAUGGUGUAUGUCAUCAUCCACAAGCUCAAGUACGACGACGAGUACGACUUCCAGGCGCUCGGGGAGGACGAGGCCAUGUUCCAGGAGUACAGGAAGCGGCUGAAGGUGCUGUAUGGUAACCUCGCUGCCGUGGACCGGGAGCUGGUGCUCCACAUCACGCAGCAGUACAUCACGGCCACACUGGACGGAUGGCGGCAGCUGCCCAUGAAAGACGUCGAGGCGGCCAUCACAAUGCUCUACAUGCUCGGGGAGGCACUGCCUACGCCAGCGGCUGGAAACUUCUUUUCAGAGGACCUGGUCAAGGUGACGCUGCUGCAGACGAUGAUGCGCCAGCUGGUGACCUCCGACGUCGUCUCCUACCCCCACCACAUCGUGCCGUUCCAGUACUUCGAGACCAUCUCCCGAUACGAAAAGUUCUUCACCGUCGAGACCAGCUAUCUGCCGCAGGUUCUGUCCGCUUUCCUGGAUAAGCGUGGCAUGAACCACCCAAACGAGCGGAACCGGGCACGGGCCGUCUACCUGUUCUCGCGAUUCAUCAAAUGCCUCAAAACUCAGAUGGGCCCGUUCACGGACACUAUCCUGGGUCAGAUCGGCGACCUCCUCUCGCUAGAGCCGUCGGAGACCACGCUGCUGAAUCGUGAGGACCAGCUGUACCUGUUCGAGACCGUCUCGGUGCUCAUUAUUUCCGCGCCGGCUGAUAACAAGCACAAGUGCGCGCAGUUGGAGCGUCUGUUGGGCCCGGUGGUGGGCCAGGUGACGACGCUGGCCGCCCAGCUGGAGGCCGCUCCGGAGGGCUCGCCCGAGGCCGAGCGACUGCAGAAGGCCGCCCGGCACGCUGUAGCCGUCACGGCCCGCACCACCAAGGCGUUCUCGGCCGGCCAGACGAUGAAGCUGAUUGGCUGCGUGCAGCUGUACCUGCAGGCGCUGCAGAUCUUCCUCGGCACGCUGCAGGGCCGCCGUCAGUACCCGCUGCUCCAGUCCGGCGUAGUGCAGUACCUGCACCGAUUAGUCGUCUGUCUGGAGGAGGAGGUACUGCCGUUCAUCCCCGCUGCCUCCGAGGCGCUCCUGCGCUCCGCUGACGUCAAGAAGGUGCAGGAGUACCUGCCGCUCAUCGGGCAGGUCGUGGCCAAGUAUAAGAAGGAGGUGGUGCCAUUCCUCACCCGCGCCUUCAUGCCCAUCGUGGAGACCAUCUUCGCCGGCCUGCGUCAGCCCGUGGACGAGGACGAUGAAGUGGCGAAGCGGGACCGUCAGACGCUGGAGCGGUGCUACUUCCUCUUCCUGGCUACGCUGGUGUCUAACGGGGUGAUGGAGGUGCUGUCUCAGCAGCAGCCGCAGCACCUGAACACGGUGCUGCUGUCGGUAGCUCAGGGAGCCGUCGAACUCACCGACCCCGUGGCACAGCGGUCGUGUUUCACAGUAUUACGGCGGGUAACUGAAGCGUGGGGUCGGGACGGGCCACCCCAGUUCGCCCAGUUCCUCUAUGAGCACGUGGUGCCCGCCUGCUUCCUGGCUCCUCUGCGGACCACGUUCGAUCUCUCGGACGCCCAGACCAUGCAGGCGUUACAGGAGAGCUCGCUUUGUCUGCGGUCCGUCUAUGAACAGCGGGGCGAGGAGCUCAUCAACUACCUGCAGUCGCAGUACAUGCCCAAGCUGGAUAUUGAGCCGGAGACCAUCCAGAGGUUCUGCCAGGCGCUCCGCUCCGACUCGAAAAUGUUUAGGAAUUACACCAAGCUGUUUUUCCGCCAAGCUCGGUCAUGACCUACCGCCGCGUCUCGGGUUUAGUUAGUUUUCACCGCCGCCUCUCGGGGGAGAGCGGCAGAGGAAUGUCUGUGAUAGAGCCGCCGGUGAGCCGUGGUGGGCCGGGGUGGUGCCUGCCUGCCGGUCGCUGGACGGUGCCGGUCCCUGAGACCCGUGAAAGGUCCGUAGUGGCUGGUGUAAUCGGCUCCAUCAGGGAAGACCGUUGAGCUGGACAAACCGCUGUCGAAGUGAUCCACCUGACUGCCCCGCUGAGUUACUGUUACCGUGCCUAAGUGAGCGUAUGAUGUGUGUGGGGCAGUGGCAAAUGAUUCUGAAACGCCUUCGGAGAGCUUCAGUCACUGCUGCGUUGCGACUUUGGGAGAGUCACUGCUCAUGGCAUGCAUAAUAGCAUGGUGCGCGCUUUAGGCAUGCAAUGGAGCGGUUGUCACUCGCCUGUGAAAGCCGCUUUCUUAGCGUUGUCAGCCAGUUACACACCACUCCUGGUGUCGAACACCUGCCGAAGCUGGUGAAGUAUCGACUGUUAUAACAGCGUGCGUGAAGCUGCCAAAAAAGUCAGUAUUUCGGCCUGUCUGCCGAGCUUUCCAAGCUGCACCUCGUGCGCUGUCUGCUGGGAGGAGUGUACGUUUUGGCAUGGAUCUGAACUGGGGAAACCGCAGGCAAUUAUCUUUCAUCGGCCCCCGUUCUCGGUAUAACCGAGGGGGUCGCACAGAAGGUGUCAUGUGUCAACAUAGGCGCCGCAGUUUGACACACAUUUGCCAGUUUGAACGGCAGCACGCUGGCCUUUCCGCGCACGGAGUGGUCCCAUGUGUGUUUGGUGCCGUAUCUACUCUAAUGGGUCACGUUUGGGGUGGCCUUUGUUAUAGCGAGCGAACGACACCGUUUCACCUUCCAAACGAAAGAUGCCGACUCUUGCGAUGCCGGGACGAGUGUUCUUGAUUUACCUGUGUAACAUGCAGUUUGUGUGGGCGCUGCGUACCGGCCGUGGUUGAAAUGGCGUCACAUCCAUGUUGCCAUGGAGACGAGAACGCCGCUGAGUAUGAACAGCGUCCGCACAGCUGUGAGGCUGUAUCUACUGUUGGGUGGAAAGCAGCGGAGGCCAGGGGGUCCCCACCGCUUGGUGUGCCUGUAUUUAUCGAGCGUCAUUAUAUUGGGAAUCUUUGUUUUUCCAGAACUCCCCAGCUUUGUUGUCAUGGAGGAACAAUCAACUGUUUUGCUCAUACGAGGUUAACCGCAACUGGUUUGUGAAUAUGCUAAUACAUUCUGACUGAGUCGGG